GAUCUUAUUAUAAGUGAAGAGAAUAUCGCAUAAAACUAUGAACUACUUACAAACAUGAAAGUAUCUGGAGGGGGCAAACUGCGGGCAGACAACAAAAUUGGGUGUCCCAUUGCCCUUACAUUGUCCACUUUCAUAAAUCAUGCUUUUACACCUGAAAUAUUUUAGUAUUAGUCGGCGUAAAACGAAUGAUUUGGCCGUUCUUUCAGGAUUAUAUUUUAACAUCAGUUAUUAAAUAAGAACUCUAAACUCUGGAUAUAAGUAUACAUCCAUCGCGCUAUCAAAAUCAUACAAUUUUUAUAUGAUCUGUCACUAGAAAGACGGUUAGGCUAUGGUAUAAUAAAAUGGUGCCGUAUAUAAAUUAAAAUUUAACAAAUUACUAUGGAAAUGGCAGAAAUGAUGAUAUGAUGCGUGUGCAUGAUGCGUGCUUCUGGUGCCAUAGGUAUUCUGUUCUGUUAUCUCUACGCAGUCAAAUCCAAUAUGGCCGCUAAUGUGGAAAUACAGGCUUUUGCUGCUAUUGAAGAUAAGAGCUAUUUUGAUGAUUUUGACUUGGAAGAUGAGGAUAUGUCGUCUUUCUUAAGAGUAGUAGAUGAUGUCGAGGAGAACUACCGACGAAACCCCCAAAAUUACACGCUUUUCUCAGGUGGAGCGGUUGGUAGUGACCUUUAUUGGCAGAAGAUUGGCGCCAAGUUUGGGAUUCAAACGAAAGCAUUUUCUUUUGAGGGACAUGGUUCUGGUAAUAACAGUGCUAGGGUUAUUCUAUUUCAGCAACAGUUGCAACAAGCAGAUGCGUUUUUGCACAAAGCCAAUAAGACCUUAAAACGAAAUUUUCCAACCAGUAAAACCUUUGUUGAUAAUUUGCUUCGACGUAAUUGGUAUCAAGUUAAAGACACUUCAGCUGUCUUUGGAGUUGGCCGAAUAUGUUACCGUCGAAGCAUAGUCGAAGGUGGGACAGGAUGGGCUGUUCAAAUGGCUAUUGACUCUAAAAAACCCGUAUAUGUGUUUGACGUAUUAAAUUCUACAUGGCAACAAUUUGAUUAUAGAAAGAACAGGUUUCUUGUUUGCGAGGUGCCCAGACUAGCUUUAAAAUUUACUGGUAUUGGAACCAGGUCAUUAACAGAAAAUGGACGAAAGGCCAUUAAGGAUGUAUUUGAGAAUACAUUUGGAAAAUCAUACUGUCAAUAAGCAGUGAAUUUUCAUUCCUUGG
Dendronephthya gigantea is the source of this 1204-nucleotide messenger RNA. RefSeq lists its product as uncharacterized. Bases 415 to 1182 code for a protein of 255 amino acids. Lineage: Eukaryota; Metazoa; Cnidaria; Anthozoa; Malacalcyonacea; Nephtheidae. The record is from RefSeq and is a predicted model, not a curated record. The transcript has a single exon.